AUAGAGGAAAAAAUUACAGAAAUAUUAAAACAUUUGAAAUUUUCGUAAAACAAAAAUUGCAUUUAAAACUGGUUGCAAUAAUUAGCGAUUGAACAAAAACUGCAACAACAAAUUAUAUGAAAACUCGUAAAAACUACUAUAAAUACCUGCAUACUUAGAGAAUUUGUUGGAAUAACGAAUAUGAAAUGUGAAAAACGAUAAUGAGAUCACGAGUAUAAAUCCCAAUAAAAGAAUAGCACGAGCAAAACACUACAAUUUAGUACCAGCAACAGCAACAACAGGAAAGCAAUAAAAAAUUAAUUGCAGCAAAGUCGUAAUUAUUGUACUAACAACAAAAACGACAACGACAUUUUUCUGCUACAUUACGCCAUUCCCUGAUAGGUCUUGCAGACACAGUCGCAAAACCUACAACAUUAGUUGACGCCACAUCCUACAACUCAGUGCAACGCGAAGGGGCUGUCGUGCCUUCCUGUGAACACUACAUUAAUGUAAACACUGAGUGGCAAUUCGAUUGUGUAUACCUGUGUGUGUGUGUGUGUGUGCGCGCGUAUGGAAUGCGUUCACUCAACACCAUCAGUAACAUAUAACGAAGCCAAUAACAACGAACAUAUCACAACGACACAUUGCGGCAACCAUAACGCACAACGAAAGUGAAAGCACAAGUAACUGCACAUUGAAAGCGCGACAAAUACACCGACCGAUAAACAGACAACCACAAUUUACAAUCACAUAAGCAGCUUAUUGUAAUAAAACGCUUUUUUUAGCAUUGAAAAUAUCCACACGCACAUACCGCAUAAGCCAAACGAAAAAGAAAAAUAGAAAUAAAAAUAAAAACAAUACCGUAUUUAUUGGCAGCAGGCGGAAUAGACACAUCUACGUACAUAAAUGUAUAAAAAAAGCUUUGAUUUUACGCAAUUACUAACAACUAUAAAGCGCAUGAAAAAGAUUCACAUUUCUACGCGUUGAAACAGCGGUUGUUGGUGACAAAAACCAAAAAACAAACGAAAAAAAAAAACAAAAAACAACAUAAAUACUAAAUUGGCCAAAUUUAACAUAAGAAUAAGCACAUUCACCAAAAAGGCAAUAAGAGAAGCAAUAAAAUUCCAAAUUCCAAAAGUACAAAAAAAGCAUUCAACUCAAUCAUCAAAUGGUGGUAGUUCAGUUGGCGGCAACAAAUUCACUCAAAUCUUUACGAAUUCGACUCAACUCACAUUGACGGCGACCGAAUUCACUUAGUCAACACCCAAGCAUUCCAUACAUUCAAGCGCUUUACAGUGAACAUCAUAAAUUUUGCAUUGAAACGAGUUGUGUUGACCGGUACCGUGGUAUCGUGAUACCGUUCUGUUUCUUGCCGUUGUUGUUGUUAUUAUUCAUUUGUUUUCGUGCAUAUACGACAAUCGUUAUUUUUGUUUCAACUUUUUUCUCUACAAUAUUGCACGCAAACAUCACAACAAUAACAACGAACACAAUGAAUUAUGAAAAGGCCAUCGGUGAAACGCAGCAGCACAAGAGCAAAAACAACAAAAAUAGCAUACAAAGUUUUUGGAAUGAUCAAAUAAUGGAGCGUUUUAUAAAGGCCAAUUUAUUUAUGAUUUGCUGUGUGGCUGCCGGAUUGUUACUGAUCGUGUACUUGGGUGCCUUCUCCUGUGAAGUGUCCUGGAUACUGGAGGCGCACGGCGAUUUGCCCAUAUCCUCAUACAUCCUCUGCACACAGUUUUUUAUAGUUUUUGUAGCAACAACAAUACUCAUACAUGGACUUGUCACAGGCUUGCCGUGGGGCCUAUUCGCAUGGUCAGUGGUCAUUGGUCUACUCUCCAUACCGGAGCUGAUAUUUGUCAUGAUUAUGACAACACAACAUUGGGGUCUGCAAUCGGUGCACGGUCUCACCGAGUUGAUUUCCUACCUUGUAAGGCUGGUGAUAAAUUGUUUUGCGUUGAUUUGUGUGAUACCCACAGGCAUAAGAUGGCGUCGCGAGACGCAGGUGCUUACACAACUGCAGGGCUUGGCUACACGCCUCCAGUUGCAGACUCCGCCGCCCAGCGUGCCAAUUGUCAAGGCCGAUUCGCGGCGUUCCAGCAAACGACGCCAGAGUGGCGCUUUCGAGAAUGCAGGGUAUGAGGUGAGCGAACCGACGAAGAUCAGUAUGAGCGGCUCACAAGCACAAGGCCUAAAUAUGUACAACGCCAAUCCGCUAUUUGGCUCUCAAAAUGAAUUCAAUGCUGCGAUUUUUAUGCCACAAUAUAUGCAACAGUUCAAUGGCCACAGUUGUGGCAACAACGGUGUUCAAAUGCGCAACGGCAAUCGCGCGCAAUCAUUGAUGGAUCUACGUUGCACACUUCCCGGCAUGUAUAACCCGCGCUACGUGCUCGACACGGAGGAUAAAAAUGGCAAAUAUUUCAAUAUAACCAUCGACGAUCUGAAGAACAGUAUACAAGACUCAAAAAAGCAUCAGGCGCCACCUUCGCUAAUAGGAUCGGUUAACGAUCCCAUUUACUGUUCGAUUGAGCCCAAACAGCAAACUCCGCCACAACAAAGGCAACGCUCACCGGAAAAAUCCUCACAGCCGACGACAAAGUUGGCGCGCAACUGCAUCUCGCUGGAAAAUUUGGAUGGCAUUGCGAAGGUGCAAAACGAAUUGGCUGCCUAUGGCAACAAUUUGUUGCAGAAUUACACGCAGCAGCAACAAUACUACUUGGCCAUGUUGAGCGGGUAUUUGAAUCCAGUGCAUGGCACAGGCGUCUAUCGGCGCCCGUCAAGUGGCUCUGCCGUGGGCGGCUUCUCGGGCACCGUAUUGGCCCAGCCAGUGCCGCGUAGGAAUCCCCAACCACUGCAAUACUAUGGCGGCUAUGAUUAUGCGAACUACACAAAUCCCUACAUUACGGCGAACAGCAAAUUGUCUUUGGGCAAUGAGUCCGAUGACUAUCGGAAAUAUCGCGAUGUCGCGUUGUAGAGGGGUAGACGGGUAUAUACGAGAUGAGACGAAAGAAUUGGGUGCAUAAAUGUAUAUUUAGGUUAUGUCAUAAGGUGCUAGAAAAAUAGUCAAUGAUAAUUUUAUUUUGAAUUAGGGUAAGUCUAAGCUUAAGAGGAAUAGAAAUAUUUAAAGCAAAGAUUUUGUUUGGAAUCACAUAAGUACUGAUUGAUUAACAAAUCGUGUUAAGUUUGUUCAUGUAUUGUAAAAAUUAUCCAUUAAGUUGCCAGUAAAUUAGUUUAUGAGAAUUCGCUCUCAAAGAGAAACAUAUCAAAAAAUGUACAUGAACGAAAAACCAGUAACAAUUGGCAACUUUUACGAACAGCUGAUUAAAUUGUUGCGGAAGAAAAAUCACAAAAAGUAAAUAACAAAAAAAUCAGUUGAGCUACCUCGUAUUAAAUUUAAAAAAGUAGUAAAGCAAAUAAAAUGUAAAACAACGAGCUUGGCAUCAUAUUAUUUUAUUUUGAUCACAAUAAUUUGUUCCAAUUCAUGUUGUUGUUGUAGCAGUAACUUUCCCCUGUCAGUGUAGUGUAACCACCGGUCGUCUUCAACUAGCUCAUCUAACGGUAGGCCCAGGAAACUUGUUGUUUCAACAGGUUGGGUUCAGAGGGAGAGGGGUGUUAGAUGAGUGGGUUUGGUGGGGCAUAUGAUAAAGUGGUUAGUGCCUUGCGGGGCGCCUUCGCAGGCUGGGCAUAUGUUUGGUAUGCCGGGGUCGAUUCUGGAUAGAUAGGAGUUUAACCUGUAUCAGGAACGUAAUUGUGCCCCAGUAAACUAGCCCUGUGUAGUGUAUCGUUGUUCCAUUUCAUCAUUGCUGUUGGUUGAAGAACAUUCCAUAUAUUCCUUGCUUUCUUGCAUGUAUGUAUAUAUGUACAGUGAAUCAAAAACGUAUUGGCACACUCGAAAAAUCCAAGUUCUCAGAGCUAUAACUUUUCUUAAUGCUUUUUUGAUGUAAAUUUGUGCCUUUUUUAACUUCCAGGGUUGAGCUUGUAAACCUAUGUCGAUAUUCAUUUUUUUUUUGUUUUUGUUCAGAUACGUAAUAAAUAAAUACAUUUUAUAUUUUUUUAUACUUUCAAAAAGUUAUAGCUCUGAGAACUUUGAUUUUUCGAGUGUGCCAAUACUUUUUUGACUCACUGUAUGUAUAUUGCCUAAUAAGAUAACAACCAAGAAUUACAAGCAUGAAACACAAAAGAUACCUUCCAUGUUUUCGAUUUGUGUUUCGUACACCCUUUUUGGGUGUUUGGCCGAGCUCCUCCUCCUAUUUGUGGUGUGCGUCUUGAUGUUCCACAAAUGGAGGGACCUACAGUUUCAAGCCGACUCCGAACGGCAGAUAUUUUUAUGAGGAGCUUUUUCAUGGCAGAAAUACACUCGGAGGUUUGCCAUUGCCUGCCGAGGGGCGACCGCUAUUAGAAAAAAGUUUUUAUUCAGAAGUGCAUACACACCUCAAUAUGAUUGGCUGAUUCCUAUUUAAUAUAUGACUUCAAAUAAACUUUAUAAUUUUUAUCUAAUUUAUCCAUUUUAAUCACCAUUUUUAUUUAAAUUUAGAACUUUGACUUAAUUCGCAAAUUUGAAUUCGUGUUUAUUAUUACUUCGCAAUCAGCUGUUUUUUUCACUUUCAUAUGCUUACAAGUAAAAAAUUACCCAGUAAAAACUUACAACUUCCACUCAAAAUGAAAUGUCAUUUUGCUCUCACAUUUUCCCCUACUUUGCAAGUUUUCUGGAUGCAUGAACACCAAAACUUGAUAAUUUGUAACGAUUGCUUAACGAACAGACCUAUUAUUAUAUUAACAAUGACAAGCAAAUAAGGUUACAAAAGGAUAAAGAAAUUACAACUAAAAUAAGAAAUAAAAUUACUUACAUAUAAAAAAAUUAAGUAAAGAAAGUAAAAUAAAAUAAAACAAAGAAACUGUAAAGGCAGUAGAACAAGAAAUAAGAUAAUAAUCUUUUGUGGAGUAAAAUAAAGUAAAUAAAACAAAAUAACAUUAAUUAACCCUUUGCACUCGAGAGAUGAUUCUCGCGCUCACGACAUGAUUGAAUGCCGCUACUCGAGAGGGGAUUCUCGCUCACCACUUUAUUUGGUGUGGAAAUUUAAUGCGUAAACUAAGUAUAUAUUUAUGUUUCACUUUGUGGUGAUUGAUAUCUUAUCGUUUAUGUUUGUGACAUCGUUCUUUAAAGUACGAUAUUAUCUUCGUAAAUAUGUGAAGAAACAUUAAGUAUUGAAAUAUAAAAGUGUUAUGUGUUACUUUAUGCGAGCAAUCAUUUUAAGUUUGAGGUAGGAAGUUCACCAAAGGCGCUACGAAACUCUUCGUGUUGCUGGUUAGUCUCGAGUGCAAAGGGUUAAAAUAAAUGUAUACCCAUAUGUAUGUAUGUACAUAUUCGAAUGUUUGAAGGAAAAUUUAACUUUAUUUUAUAAGCUUUAUACCUCUAUUUAUUUUUUUUUUUACAUAUAUAAUAAUAUAAAUAAAUAUUUAUUGUGAGACAAAACGACAAUAACCGAAUGCUACCGAGAGUAACACAAUUAAUAACGACAACCAAAGAGCCAGCUAACUCAAAGAUAACUAAAACAGAAAUUGAAUAAAUGCAAAGUUCUGUGUGUACGAUUGCUGAACUACAUAAAGGUGCAUAAAUAAUCAUAAGCGCUAUAAAUAUGAAAACUGCUAGAAAAUCUGAUUACAAAUAUUGUUUAUAAAGAACUACAAACCUUUCUGUAAGUUGUUAAAACCAAAUUUUCACAUGUUAAGGGGUUAGGGGUAGUCAGAGGUCCGAAAAAAUUAUGAUUUUCAAUCAUUUUUUUUUUGCUAGUCAAUUGCUUUAUUUUACAAAAAUAAAAACAUAGCAUUAAUACUUCAUGCUACGACUUGACUUAAGCAAAAUUUCAAAAAACAAAAAAAAAAUGUAUAAUUGUAAAAGUUAUCGCUGUUUGUGUGGAGCCCGUUUCUCCAGAAGUCCCUUGCGGUGAACAUCACAAGUCCUUGGAGAUUCAUCUAAAAUAAAUCGGAAAAAGAUAAAUUAGUUUUGUUAAUAGAUAAUCUUGUGCCUGAUCGAAGAUUUUAUUUUUUGUCAAAAUUAACAAUAUGGCGGUCUCAGGAAAUAUUUUUCAGAUUUUCGAGAAAAAAAUUGACAAUUAAUUGUUUAAAAUAAAUCGAAAUUUUUGAAAAACCAAAAAAAAAAAUCCUUCAAUCAGGCACAAGUUUUUUAUGUUUUUUAAAAGCAGUAUAAAUUUUAUUGAAAUCUACCAAGCGGUUUCUAAGUUACAGUGAUCACCAGUUCAAAAAUCAAAGUUUUGAGAAAAACGCAUUUAAACUUUUGCUAUCACCAGUUCAAAAAUCAAAGUUUUGAGAAAAACGCAUUUAAACUUUUGCUAUCUGCUCCGGAACGCCCGUGAGCCCUUUGUUAAUUGUUGAAUAACUCGAAAAGUAUUUGUCGGAUUCACUUCAAAUUUCCACACAAUAUUUUUAAGAUAUUAUACUUUAAGAAAAUGCAAGAAAAACCAAUAUUUUGAAAAUUCUGACUACCCCUAAUCCCUUAAUGAAAACUUUAGCAAAACGUAUAUCCAGACAAAUUGUUCAAAUCGCAUAAAAAAAUUUUAAUUUUCAAAAUUUGUGCUGAAAUUUAAUUAUUCUAAAAUUAAGUCGCUAUAAUAUUACUUUGGGGAAAAAUAAAUGCAUUAUUUUGGUGUAAGAUUUUUGCGCAAAUGGUUUAAAACUGUUUGUGGUCGAUCUUUAGCUCCUGGGCGAUGUUACGACUGAUAACAUGCCGAUCAACUUUGAUUUUUUCUGUGAUUUUAUAGACAUUUUCGACAUUAUUGACAUUUCCUUUAAUAUCAAAAAUUCCUGAACGGAAUCCAACGAAACCAAAAUUGCACGUAAUUGGCUGUUAGAGUAUCGGCGCCAUAAACUCUUCUUCUUAAUUGGCACGAUAACCGCUUACGCGAUUUUGGCCGAGCUUAACAAAGCGCGCCAGUCGUUUCUUUCUCGUGCUAACCGGCGCCAAUUGGACACACCAAGUGAAGCCAAGUCCUUCUCCACCUGAUCUUUCCAACGCAGAGGAGGCCGCCCUCUUCCUCUGCUACCACCAGCUGGUACCGCAUCGAAUACUUUCAAAGCCGGAGCGUUUGUAUCCAUUCGGACGACAUGACCCAGCCCACGUAGCCGCUGGAUCUUUAUUCGCUGCGCUAUGUCUAUGCCGUCGUAAAGCUCAUACAGCUCAUCGUUCCAUCGUCUGCGAUAUUCGCCGUUGCCAACGUGCAAAGGUCCAAAAAUCUUACGCAGAAUCUUUCUCUCGAACACUCCAAGCGUCGCUUCAUCGGAUGUUGUCAUCGUCCAAGCUUCUGCGCCAUACGUCAGGACGGGCAUGAUGAGAGUCUUGUAGAGUGUUAGUUUUGUUCGUCGAGAGAGGACUUUACUGCUCAGUUGCCUACUUAGUCCAAAGUAGCACUUGUUGGCAAGAGAGAUUCUACGUUGGAUUUCAAGGCUGACAUUGUUAUCGGUGUUAAUGCUGGUUCCUAAAUAGACGAAGUCUUUUACAACCUCAAAAUUAUAACUGUCUAUAGUGACGUGGGUGCCGAUACGCGAGUGCGCCGACUGUUUGUUUGAAGACAGGAGGUACUUCGUUUUGUCCUCGUUCACCACCAAACCCAUUCGCUUUGCCUCUUUAUCCAGUUUGGAGAAGACAGAACUAACAGCGCGGUUGUUAAGGCCGAUGAUAUCGAUAUCAUCGGCAUACGCCAACAAUUGUACGCUCUUAUAAAAUAUUGUGCCUGAGCGAUUAGUUCUGCGGCUCGUACGAUGCUCUCCAACAUCAGGUUAAAGAAGUCACACGACAGUGAGUCACCCUGUCUGAAACCUCGUUUGGUAUCAAACGGCUCGGAGAGGUCCUUCCCAAUUCUGACGGCGCUGCUGGUGUUGAGCAACGUCAUCUUACAUAGCCGUAUUAGUUUUGCGGGGAUACCAAAUUCAGACAUAGCGGCAUACAGGUAACUCCUUUCCGUACUGUCGAAUGCAGCUUUGAAGUCGACAAAAAGAUGGUGUGUGUCGAUUCUCCUUUCGUGGGUCUUUUCCAAGAUUUGGCGUAUUGUGAACAUUUGGUCGAUGGUAGAGUUUCCAGGUCUGAAGCCACACUGAUAAGGUCCAAUCAGUUGGUUGACGGUGGGCUUCAGCCUUUCACACAAUACGCUCGCUAGAACCUUAUAGGCGAUAUUUAGAAGACUAAUCCCGCGGUAAUUGGCACAAAUUGCAGGAUCACCCUUCUUAUGGAUUGGGCAGAGCACACUUAAAUUCCAAUCGGCAGGCAUGCUUUCAUCCGCCCAUAUUUUGCAUAGGAGCUGAUGCAUGCACCUUACCAGCUCCUCGCCGCCAUGUUUGAAUAGCUCAGCCGGCAGUCCGUCGGCGCCCGCGGCUUUGUUGUUCUUUAGCCGCGUUAUCGCUAUUCUCACCUCGUCAUGGUCGGGUAACGGAACUACAAUUCCGUCGUCAACGAUUGGGGUAUCGGGAUCUUCACAUUCUCUAUGACAUGCGCGGCUGUCACUGUUUAACAGGUUCGAGAAGUGUUCCCUCCAUAAUUUAAGAUUGCUCUGUACGUCAGUCACCAGAUCGCCGUCUUUGUUCUUGCAGGAAAACGCCCCGGUCUUAAAACCUUCUAUAAGCCGCCGAACUUUCUGGUAGAAUUUUCGGGCGUUGUUCCUAUUGGCUAGCAUCUCAAGCUCCUCGCACUCACGUAUUUCGGCCUCUCGUUUCUUCUGUCGGAUAAUACGUCUCUCUUCCUUUUUCAGCUCUCUGUAGCGAUCCCACAUGGCUCGCGUUGCGCCCGAUCGCAGCGUGGCUCUAUAGGCGGCAUCUUUUCUUUCUGCGGCAGCAUGACAUUCCUCGUCGUAUCGGCGCCAUAAACUGCAUUCACAAUUUCAGCGGUCUGGCUUGCAUUUUUUCCUUUAUCAAAGGAAAAUUCAAAAAUAUACCGAACUUUCACUUUAUUAACUUUCUUGACAUUGUUAACACCCUGUAACUCACAACUGAAUGGAGCAAACAAAAAACGGCAAAAUAAUUUGUUUAAUGUGAAAUGUCACCUUGACAACGAUUGUUUGAUAGGUACUUCAGAAGAUAUCCAUCACUCCAGCCAUUUAACGAGAAAAUAAUGGAUUUCUUUCUCCCCAAACAAAUAUUUAAUUUGUUAAAUCUUUUUAUAUUUACUUUAGUUAAUUUUAUUUGCUAAUUAAUUAAAAUAAAGGCAAAUGUAAAUAUUAAUACUCUAUUCAA
Messenger RNA from Anastrepha ludens (Mexican fruit fly), 9216 nucleotides. RefSeq lists its product as uncharacterized. The coding region runs from base 1469 to 2950 and encodes 493 amino acids. NCBI's taxonomy places the organism in Eukaryota, Metazoa, Arthropoda, Insecta, Diptera, Tephritidae. The record is from RefSeq and is a predicted model, not a curated record. The transcript has 6 exons.